AUGGCCCCUAACACCGACUUCACUCGAGCUCAAGCUAUUCCUGCGGAUGCAACCUUUGACGCAAGCACACUGGCGGGCAAGAGUGUUGUUUUGACGGGCGGAGCAUCUGGUAUUGGAGAGCAAUAUCUACGAGCACUUGUAGCAGUCGGCGCCUUCGUCACCUUCGGCGAUAUUGCCAACGACCUUGGAACAAUACUCUCUUCUGAAUUCGAAGGCAAAGUUGCUUUCGUGCCUUGCGAUGUCUUGAAAUGGCGGGACCAACUUGCUCUGUUCAAGACAGCUUUGGAGAAGUCGCCGAGCAAGACAAUUGAUAUCGUGAUCGCGAAUGCUGGAGUAUCUGGGACCGACAGCGUCUUCGAACAAGCUGAAACUGAUGAUGGCGAACCAAUCGAACCGAACCUCGACAUCUUGCAGGUUAACCUUAUGGGAGUCGUCUAUACUGUCAAGCUUGCGCUUUUCUAUCUGCCUAAGCAGCGAACCGCGGGCAAUAGAGACAGAUGUAUCAUCUUGACCGGAAGCAUGGCUUCUUAUCUUGAUUACGCUGGUGGGCCGCAAUACAACGCGGCCAAAAUGGGACUGAGGGCUUUGAUGAAGAGCAUUCGGCAAUCAGGACCCUCGCAAGGGAUCCGUAUCAACAUGUUGGCCCCGUGGUUCGUAGCGACCCGUAUUCGGGCGCCGCAGGCUUCGGAGCAGCUCCUAAACGGUGGAGCUCCAUUCUGCGAAGGCGAGGACUGUGGUGCUGCACUUCUUCACUUGGCUUCUGAUCACUCGAUCAAUGGUCGUACCCUUGGCGUUGUGCCUCGAUCAAAUCACCCACGAGGAUAUUAUGAUCUCGAGCGAGACGACUGGAACGAAGACGACUAUAUGACUGCGUGGCAGAAUGCUGGCCGACCGAGAAAGCGAGUCGGAUCUUGA
Molecule: messenger RNA, 915 nt
Organism: Cercospora beticola
Lineage: Eukaryota; Fungi; Ascomycota; Dothideomycetes; Mycosphaerellales; Mycosphaerellaceae
Molecular function (GO): oxidoreductase activity
Source: RefSeq, a predicted model, not a curated record